Helianthus annuus (common sunflower) is the source of this 3779-nucleotide messenger RNA. RefSeq names its product phosphatidate phosphatase PAH2. The record is from RefSeq and is a predicted model, not a curated record. The coding region runs from base 644 to 3109 and encodes 821 amino acids. NCBI's taxonomy places the organism in Eukaryota, Viridiplantae, Streptophyta, Magnoliopsida, Asterales, Asteraceae. The transcript is spliced from 10 exons. Gene Ontology annotation, molecular function: phosphatidate phosphatase activity.
AACAAAAAAAUUAAAUAAAACACCGAACUCAAACCUCCAUCAUCAUUAACUACGUUAUGUUCUGUUCUCUUCGAUUCAUCUGACAAUAUUCAUUCGACCGAUAACCCACCCACCCACCCCAAUUAAUAAAACAACGUUUCCGCCUUCAUUCAAUCUUUCGAACACAACACAACACAAGAGGGUUUCUUAAUUCUUUCCCUCACGUCAAUUGUAAUCCACCAGUUUAUGGAAUUAACAACAUGAACGAACAUUCGGGAAAAACAAUGGCGGUGAAGAUCAAUCAAUCGAUCAAAUCUUUGUGGUACAAUCGAAAUAUCUGAAAAAGGAUUAUACUUUUGCCCUAUUUGAUUUUUUCAUGUUCCUUCCUUCUUUAUUUGUUUGAAAUUCGGUAAAGUUUCGUAGUCAAGAAUCCAUCUUUUAUUGCAAUUAUAGUUCGUUAGAGGCGGUUUUCGAAUAAUAUUAACAUUUCGUGUCGGUAAUAAAUUGGGUUAUUUUGGGAAUUUGAUCUUAGUUAGCUUGGUUUGGUUCCCAAUUGGUUUGCGGAGUUUGUGAUAUUGGGUUAAUCUUACUGGAGGCAACUGUUAUAUUUGUGUAAAUUGGUGAUGUGAUUUUGGUGAAUUCGGUUAGUUUAGUUUAGGGGAAGAUGUAUGCUGUAGGGAGGCUAGGCAGCUAUAUCACACAAGGGGUGUACACGGUUUCCGGCCCGUUUCAUCCUUUUGGCGGGGCGGUUGAUAUCGUUGUGGUGCAGCAAGAAGACGGUAGUUUGAAGUCGUCUCCGUGGUAUGUUAGGUUUGGGAAGUUUCAAGGGGUGUUGAAGGCGAAAGAAAGAGUUGUGGACAUUAAUGUUAAUGGGGUUGAUGCGGAUUUUAGUAUGUAUUUGGAUCCGCGAGGGGAGGCGUAUUUUCUCCGAGAGGUUGAUUCGGAGGAAGUAGUUGAAGGAGUUUCCUCACAUUCGUCUUUUUGUGAGGUUUUAAAUGGAAAAGAGCGAGAUACGCUUCCUAUUAAGUCGAAAAGUAUGGAUUGUGACUUUGAUAAGUGUAAUUCGGUUGGUGAUGGAACUGACGGUGCGGCUUUUUCGAGAACUAACUCUAAAGGGUCUAGAAUUUUAGGGUUUGUUUUAGGGAGAAGAUCUAUGAAAGAACAUACUUUGACAAAAGAAGAGGAUGAUUCAAAUGACGGUAGGAUGACACAAUUGGAAAGGGCUGAAAUUGCCGCUGAUCUGUUGGAAUCGAGGUGGUCAACGAAUCAUUCAUCGAGAAGUAGAGAAUCAAGAAACGAUAAUGGAUAUAUCACCGGUGGAAGAUUGGAGACGAGUAUGGUUUUACACGAACAACACUUUGCAAAUGAGUCAGAGAAUUCAGGGGUUGAUCACGAGGCGCCUUCAAUGAAGGUUGAAGAAACUAUAGCAGCAGAUGAUGUUAAUGGUGUUAACAAAGAUGCUGACGAAGAUUGUGUUUCUGAAGAGCGUUCAAGAGCUCAGUUGGAUGAUGGUAACGAACCAGAAGUGGGAUUGAUAACAGGCCAAGGGUCUUUAGAAAUUGUACCCGAAAGCUAUGCAGAAAGUGCAUCUAAUCAAGAAGAUGCAGCCGUAGAACUUGUUCCUUGCGGUUCUGUUGCAGUACCUUUGUGUCAAAAUGUGGAAGAUAAUCUUACAACGGAAGUAGAUGAAACGAAUGAAAUCAGACCGCCAUUGGAGCCAAACGUUGAGUUUCAAGUAUCAGAACCGUUUGUGGAAGAACAGUUGAUUUUUGGCGAUCUUGAUGAUACAAAACCGAACAUCAGCAAGAUAGAGCAAGAAGUCAAACAUGCAGGGAGUGAGUCAAUAGCUAUGAUGCAUGGUCCAAAUCUACUUAGAGUCAGAACGUAUCGAGAACGCUCCAAAGGUGAACUUGAAGGGUUAAAGGGAAAUCUUAGAAGGUGUCAAAGUAAUUUGGAGAUCCCUAAAAGUCGUGAAAUCCCAAAAGCGGAAAUUGGUCAGCAGGCAAAGUCCCUGCCGAACAAUUGUCGAUUUAACGAUCCGAUUCCAGAUAAUCAAGAUGAACUGGAAUUUUACUCUCCUGUUGGUAGAUUAAGAUCGAAUUGGGAUUUACUCAGGGAAGAUGCUUCAAGGUUCAAAAAAGAAUUAAUAGAGAAAGAAUUACGACAAAGUGCUGAUGACUUAUCGACGGAUCUUCAAGAUGGUGGUCCUCCCGAUAUAGUUGACGGUGCUGGCGGAAGUUGGAGUUUGUGGCCGUUUGGACGAUUGGCGAGUAAAAAUGUUCCUGACGACAGUAAAAAUGUUUCUGAUGUUGGAAUCGGACAAGAACCGGAUGCUGAAAAAGAAUGGCCUUCACCAAAGUCUGAUAAGACGCAUACACGGGAACUUACUCCGACUCCUGAGCAGCUAGCUUCUUUGAAUCUAGCAGAAGGGCAAAAUACCGUAACGUUCACGUUUUCAACAUCGGUUCUCGGGUCUCAAAAGGUGGAUGCUAGAAUUUAUUUGUGGAGUUGGGAUACUCGCAUUGUGAUCUCUGAUGUUGAUGGAACGAUUACCAAAUCUGAUGUUCUUGGGCAAUUCAUGCCUUUGGUUGGAAGAGAUUGGUCACAUAUUGGUGUAACACAUCUAUUUUCGGCAAUUGUGGAAAAUGGAUAUCAAAUGCUUUAUCUAAGUGCUCGGUCAAUAUCUCAGGCCUCCAUCACUAGGCAGUUCUUGUUCAACCUUACACAGGACGGGAAGGCUUUGCCUGAUGGGCCUGUAGUUAUUUCUCCUGACGGGCUUUUUCCUUCUCUUUUCCGUGAAGUUAUAAGAAGAGCUCCACAUGAAUUCAAAAUUGCUUGCUUGGAGGAUAUCAAGGCUUGUUUUCCACCCGAUAGGAAUCCGUUUUAUGCUGGUUUUGGAAACCGAGACACAGACGAGUUUAGUUACCUGAAAGUCGGAAUACCCAAGGGAAAAAUCUUUAUCAUCAAUCCUAAGGGUGAGGUUGUUAUAAACCGUUGCAUCGACUCAAAAUCAUACGCUUCACUCCACGCUCUCGUCAAUGGAAUUUUCCCGCCAGUAUCUGUGCAUGAAGAGCAGGAGGAUUAUAACUCAUGGAACUUCUGGAAACUUCCACCCCCGACUGUCGACUAACCGAAGAUAUUCAUGACAAUGUAAUUACACACUUUUUUCCUGCCCAAGUAGAACCGUACAGAAAUAGAAUCAUUCAAGUAGCAAAACAUUAACACAAAUUCAAAAUACAGAUGGAAUCAUACAAGUUUCAGAACUCUUGUUAUUUACACAAAAAAUAAAGAGAUAUUGGUUUACAUAUGCAUAUAUGUUAGUAUGGUAUGAUUCUAACACCCAAUUCCUUCUGAGCAAACUGGAUUAGAUUUUCAAUCUCGCACUCAUCGACAUAUCCGUUUCCGUUCUUGUCAGCAGACUUGAUCCCAGCACUGCCUUUCAAGCCGGAAAACCAACCUCCGGUGGCCUUAACAAUCUGCCGGAGCUCCGAUUUGCUGAUGCGGCCGUCUUUGUCAGUGUCGAAUCUCAUCAACCAUCUCUUGAACUCUUUGAUUGUGAGUUCUCUUCGGCCGUCAUCAGAGAUAUUGUGGUUCAAAGAAGUGGUUUUGAAUGCCAUUUUUCUGUAGAAAAUAUGAAGUAGAUUGUUAAGAUUUCUGAAGGAUUUUGCUACUAAGCUAAUACAUCCAUUGUGGGAUUUAUAUAGUGGUUUCUCAUUGUGUUUUCUGAAUCUUUUAAUAGCCGAAAAGCUUGAAUUCUUAAAAGGAUGAGGUUUGUGCAAUGUACCUUAAUUUUAAAGUUA